AUAAACAUAUAUAUUACCGCCCUCUUACUCACUUUUUUCUUUUCUCUCUCUCUCACUUACACCUCGUAGAUACCUUUUUUAUUUUUAUUAUUAUUUUGGCAAUGUCAGUUCGCUCCGGUGCUGCGACUCGCCUGCCCUCAAAUACAACAACGACGACGACGACAACAACAGCUGGAAAGAGAAGCAAAGCACCUCCGUUCUGGGCAGGCGGAGCAGCGUCGUGUGUGGCAACUUUAGUUUCGCACCCUUUCGAUCUCACCAAAGUACGAUUACAAACGAUCCGGAAACAACAACAACAGUUACAACAACAACCACUACAACAGUACAGACGUCGAUUCCAACCUAGCAGAAUGUUCAAAAUCAUGUGGAGUAUUUCUCGUACCGAAGGUGUCCGUGCGCUCUAUAACGGCUUAUCAGCCAGUUUAUUGCGACAAGGCACUUAUUCCACCAUCCGAUUCGGUCUUUAUGAUAAAUUCAAGUGGAUUGUGGCUGGUGAUGACAAACCUACGUUUGGACAACUUUUGUUUUGUUCCACAGCAGCUGGGAUUCUAGGAGGCGCGUUUGGCAAUCCUUCGGACGUUGUUAAUGUGCGCAUGCAAAACGAUGGACAGCUUCCUCCAGGCCAACGAAGGAAUUACAAGAAUGCUAUCGAUGGGAUUGUACGGAUAUGCCGUGAUGAAGGCCCUCGUGUGUUGUUCCGUGGACUAGGUUCUAGCACCAACCGAGCAGUCUUGAUGACAAUAUCCCAAAUGACGAGCUACGAUGUGUUCAAGGACAUGUUUGUCGGUGGGCUUAAAUGGUAUGAUGGUUUGACCACCCAUUUUGCGGCGAGUCUUUCAGCAGCAUUAGUGGCCACAACGGUAUGUUCACCCCUGGAUGUGGUGAAAACCCGUAUCAUGAGCGCACACUUGAUGGUGGAUGGCAAACAUCACAAGCAUCCAAUCAAAAUCAUGAUUCACAUGGUCAAGACGGAAGGUUUCGGCUCGCUUUUCAAAGGAUGGAUGCCAGCCUUUGUCCGGCUUGGUCCGCAUACAAUUGUGACAUUCCUUGUGAUGGAACAGCUCAAAGACUGGUAUGUCCAAUGGUCCGAAAAAGGAUCGGAAGAUACUGUUACGACUCCUCCUACUACCUCGACCACCACUGCUACUACUACCACACUUGUUUAAACUAGAUGUACAUAUUAUUUUCCAUUCAUUCUUUUGACCGUUAUUGCUGCUUUCUUUACCUUUACCACUACUACUACUACUACUACUACUAC
Molecule: messenger RNA, 1258 nt
Organism: Zychaea mexicana
Lineage: Eukaryota; Fungi; Mucoromycota; Mucoromycetes; Mucorales; Lichtheimiaceae
Product: mitochondrial carrier domain-containing protein
Exons: 4
Coding region: 102-1166 (354 amino acids)
Biological process (GO): phosphate ion transmembrane transport; oxaloacetate transport; malate transmembrane transport
Molecular function (GO): succinate transmembrane transporter activity; sulfate transmembrane transporter activity; oxaloacetate transmembrane transporter activity
Source: RefSeq, a predicted model, not a curated record